Molecule: messenger RNA, 1851 nt
Organism: Leptinotarsa decemlineata (Colorado potato beetle)
Lineage: Eukaryota; Metazoa; Arthropoda; Insecta; Coleoptera; Chrysomelidae
Gene: Arp6
Product: Actin-related protein 6
Source: RefSeq, a predicted model, not a curated record
GGGUUAUGUAAUGAAUUUAAAAAACUAAUAAAUAUACCAAAUAAACAAACAAAAAAUGAAUACAAGCUGCUCUAGCUCAGUAAAAAUGUACUCUAGACCGACAGACCACCGAUCCAAAACCAAAAGACGCUCUAGCAUCGGUACAAGCGAAACCAAACCAAAAAAAAACAAUACCUUGGUAGCUCUCAUAGUGGACAGCGGAGCCUACAGCAUAAAAGCCGGACUGUCCACCGACGUUCUUCCAACGAUCAUCCCCAACUGCAUCAUGAAAGCCAAAUCAGAGCGGAAGAGACUGUUCAUAGGCAACCAAAUCGACGACUGUCGAGACUGCUCCGGAGUAUACUUCCUCUUGCCCUGUGAAAGGGGAUACAUCACAAAAUGGGACGUGCAGAAGCCCGUCUGGGACUUCUUAUUCAGCAGAAACGUCUACUCAGUGAACGAGAGGCCGGUCAUCAUGACGCAACCGCUGUUCAACUUCAAGUCAAUCCAAGAUUGCAUGGAUGAGAUAUUUUUUGAGGAGUACGAAGUGAAAUCGAUGUUCCGCGUGAACCCAACUGACUUGGCGAGGCUGAAGUAUGCAAAGGAGCGCCAACUAACGGAGGAUACGCCCUGCGUGAUAGUCGAUACGGGCUUCAGCUUCACCCAUGUCAUACCUUACAUUGGAGGUAACAAGUAUCUCAGAGGAAUCAGGAGGAUGAACGUAGGUGGGAAACUUUUGACGAACCACCUGAAGGACAUCAUAUCCUACAGGCAGUACAAUGUCAUGGAGGAAACAUUUGUGAUAAACCAGGUGAAAGAGGACACCUGUUACGUGGCGAAGGACGUCAAAGAAGAGCUCAGGCUGGCUGCCAAACCCGAACCAGAGAACAGCAUAGUGAAGAACUACGUCCUCCCGGAUUUCAACAACAUCCGUAGAGGAUACGUCCAAGAUCCAAACGACCUCCUUCAAAAAGAGAAAGAGGAAAGCUGCCAGAUACUGAAGCUCAAUAACGAAAGAUUCAUCGUGCCCGAAAUACUUUUCCACCCAUCGGACAUUGGCAUGAAAAGCAUGGGCAUAGCCGAGGCUGUCGUCAAGUCAAUAUCUCUCUGCCCAAAGGAGCAUCAGGAGAACCUAGCAAGGAACAUAGUUCUUGUAGGGGGCAACUGCAAGUUCCCAGGGUUCAGGGAAAGAAUGUACCAAGAGCUGCGGUCGCAGCUACCCCACCUUUGGGAGGUUGUUGUGUACCAACCGGAUGAUCCAAUCACGUACAGCUGGAAGGGUGGGGAGGCCUUGCUGAAAAUUCCCGACUUUGAUUCAUACCUGGUGACAAAAGAGGAAUAUGAAGAGCUUGGGUCCUCAAUAAUCCAGCAGAGGUUCAGUACGUGGAUGACAGACAAUGCGGAUCCUAAGGAAGAACCUAGGAAAGCUGAGCAGGUCUACUGCUACCUUGACAAACUCAGGGGAAAGUCAAUUUUUGGGAAGCAGGAACAAGGAGCAGAAGAUUCACAGGUGGCUGAUGACAAUAGGAACUCCAAUGCGGAGGGGGAGAGUGUAGACAGUGGUAUCAUUGACGAAGUUAGUGGUUUCGACCAAACGAUGCUAGACAAUUCGGAGCACUUGUCUGAGCGAGACAGUAGACUGAAAAAACCGGCUCUAAGGGAUGACAAGAGUCGGAGCGAAUACAUGAGCUUGGACUCAUCUGAGAGUGAUGAUUUAAUGAACUCGGUUGAUAUAUUUCCUUUCGGUACUCGAUCCUAUUUAUAGUCUUCAAGAGGCUUUGUUGUUUUGUAUGUGUAGUGAAUGAAAUUAUAAUUUUCAUGAAGUUUGUUAGGGAAAAAACCUUUUUUUCUGGCUUUGCACUAAAACUGAAG